Messenger RNA from Sebastes umbrosus (honeycomb rockfish), 2944 nucleotides. It is a transcript of the gene rassf10b, whose product is annotated as Ras association domain family member 10b. The record is from RefSeq and is a predicted model, not a curated record. Gene Ontology annotation, biological process: signal transduction. The coding region runs from base 1344 to 2678 and encodes 444 amino acids. Lineage: Eukaryota; Metazoa; Chordata; Actinopteri; Perciformes; Sebastidae. The transcript has a single exon.
UCAGUGUCAGUGUUGCUGACUUGGCGACUUUCUCGCUAGAUUUAGCGACUUUUAGAGCUAGUGCUGCUGCUUUCAUUGGAAAAGAGUUGUCAACACUGGGCUGGGUUUUUCAAAUGGAUAAUUUUUCAACUCUAAUGUAAGGCUACUCUUGCUAGUUUUUUAAGAUUACCAACCCUAGCUUUAAUUUUAGGUGCCCAUAUUUUAUUUUUCCACUUCCACCUUGUUUUAUGUAUUUAAUUUGUUUAAUUGACUGUUUUUCUUAUUGAGUAUGAUAUUUGAUUCAUUCUCCUCUCUUCCCUAACUUGCUGCCUGUGGUGAUGAUUCGUUUUAAUUUAGUUUUUCCUUUAUAAAGCACUUUAUAACAUUGUUUUAAAAGGUGCUAUAUAAAGUUUAUUAUGAUAAGGCGAUAGGCCCUUUUCACAGGAAAUAAAAAAUAUCACUUUAAUGCAGCUUAAAAAAAAAUAUUUUCUAUAAUCUAAAUUAUCUCGACUGCCACUUGAGGCAAUAAUAUGCAGCUUUAGUAGAAAACUACUUUUUCUACAUUAUUGAAUUGUUAUGUUCUUUAAUUUUUUAGUGUAUAAUAAUAACACAGUACACAAUUUAUAAAAUGGGAUCAAAUACUUAUCAAUAAAAGCAAUAUAAUAAAAAAAAGGAUUAAAAGAUAAAUCAAACCAAAAAAAAACAAAGGAUUUGUAAGCAACAAACUUUUAAAGACGCCAGCCCAUAAAAAUGUUUCUUUUUUUGCUCAAAGUCUUUUUAUUGGUAUUCUGUACAAAAUCCAAUAAAUAAUUGUAUAAACAAAUUAUAUAUAUAUAUAUAUAUUAUUUUUUUUAAAUGUGGUACAGACUCAGCUGACCGGACAACAUCAAGUGUUGUUUUGUCCACUCAGUUAAAUCUGAAUAAAUUAACCCCAAUAAAUCAUUUUUGGACCAUAACUAUUUGGAUGAUGUUUUAACACUGAGGUUUAAACAGUGUGGCGACCAUAUAAGACAUUUAAGCCUAUACAUAACCCUUUUGUGGAUCCAAUAGACCAUCCUAAACCUCCAACAUGCCACACAGAGAACAGCAUCAUGUUACUCUGGUAGUGGAGGUCAUGUGACCACAGCAGAGCAGAGGCAGUCUGGUGAGGACGCAGCUUUACGCACCAGAAGAGUUUCCUUCACUUGGCCUCAUAGUGCGCAGCAGAAGGACCAACAACUCUUCAUGGAGCUGCAGACCUUCAGCUCCAUCUGGAACUUCUCACAUGCGUCUGGCACACACAGAGGAGAAAUGGAGUAUGGACACAGAUGAGGAUUUAAAUCUAUUUUAAGAACAACUUCUUUUCUUAUUUCUGCUUAUUCGUGAUGGAGUCAGAGGAGAGUAAGAUCUCAGUGUGGGUGUGCCGAGAGGAGAAGCUCGUCUUCGGCUUGUCGAAGCGCACAGCCUGCUCUGAUGUUGUCAAGGUGCUUCUGGAGGACCAGGACGCACAGCAGCACCACGGACUCUCCACAGCUUCUUACUUCAUCGUGGAGAAAUGGAGAGGCUUCGAGAGGAUUUUACCCAACAAAACCAAGCUUUUACGCCUCUGGGUGGCGUGGGGAGACGAGCAGAGCAACGUGAGGUUCGUGUUGGUGAAAAGCGACGCGUCUUUAGCGGUGAACCACGGAGCCAGGAGCGCAGAGGCUCGGGUGGUCCUUAGCAACAAACACUGCGUCACCAAGGCGACCCCACUGUCUCCCGUUGCCAUGGGAGGCAUCCCACCUGAGAAACAGCGACGGGUCGUCCGGAAAGCCUUCAGAAAGUUGGAGAAGAUCAACAAAAAGAAGAAGAGAGCGCAUCAGCAGAGAGAUGCGUCCUCCUCCUCCUCCUCUGCUGCGGAGAAGAUGGAAACUUUGGUCCAUGUUGUGAUUUCUCAGGAUCAUACAAUCCGCCAGCAGCUCCAGAGGAUCACAGAGCUGGACGCAGACAUCGACAGCUGCGAGGUGAAGAUGCAUCAUGACAGGAUGAAAACACACGGGGUGAAUUAUGUGCAGGACACGUAUUUAGUGGAGACUGAACGAGAUGGAGACGAAGAAGUGUGUUCAGCUGAGACUCUUGUUAACUUUGAGGAGUACGUCCUGCGGUGUGAGGAGGUGGUGAGACUACAAGAGGAGCUGUGGGAGCAGGAGGCUCUUAUGGAGAUCUUCACGGUGCAGAUGCAGGAGGAGCUGAACCACCGCUGGAUGCAGAGGAGAAGGAGAGAGGAGCUCUCCAUCUCCAGCUCACCAUCCCUCCCAUGUGGCACAGAGGAGGCAGCGUCAGAGUCAGAAAACCAGCUGCGUUUGGAAGAAGAAGAAGAGAGGAUCAGGACACAGCUAGAUGCGAGUUUGUACAUCGGUCUGCGCCUCAACACGGAUUUAGAGGCUAUUAGGAGCGAUUUAGAGCUGAGCCAGGAGAUUUGCGCGGAGAGGGAGAAGGAGAUGAGGGAUUUGCUGGAGAAAGUGAACACUUUGGACAUACAGGAAGGGACAGAGAGAUGUGAUAAGAUGAUGGGGAUGAUGACGAGCACUUUGGAGAGGAAGAGUGAGUGGGUGGAGCAGGCCAGGGGUCUGUCCAAAGCUCACAGUGUGAACGACGACGACGACUCAGACACUGGCUUAAGUUCUCUGCACAGUCAGGACUCAGACAUCAGCCAGCCUGUGUGGGAGUCUCUGGUUUAGCAUUUGAUCAUCUUACUGUUCAUCAACUACAAAAGGAGGGAACUUCCACUGCCUCAGGGAUCAUAGUUACUCUGGCGUAAACAUGGACUUGUGUUUUUUUUAUAAAUAAUCUUUGUAUGGCAUCAUAAUCCUCACAUAUUCCUAUAUUUUUAUAACAUCCUUCUUAAACUGGUUUAAGAACAACUACAGUCCUUAUUUGUUGGGCUAUUAACUGUUAAUAUCAUCAAGAAAGUUGUUUUGACGUAAAAAUAAAUGCAGUUUUGGAA